GGGUUGCAGUCAGUAUUGAUUGUACUUUUAUCAGAUACCACAGAAAUGUUUCUAUGCUUUGACAAGCACUCCCUACAGUGCUGACUGACAUGUGUGCUUGUUUUAUUUUCAUAGGUGUGUUCUGUAUGCCUCUGUACAUCCCUUAUGCCCUGACAGGGACGUGGCACUUGGGACAAGGCCUGUGCAAGGUCUGGCUUGUUAUGGACUAUCUCGUGUGCACAGCUUCAGUGUUCAGCAUCGUCCUUAUCAGCUACGACCGUUUCCUGUCAGUUACAAAAGCUAUAUCUUACAGAGCCCAUCAGGGAAUAACCUCCAACCCUGCCAUCAAGAUGGUGGCCAUAUGGAUCUUAGCCUUUCUCCUCUAUUGCCCAGCAAUCCUCUUUUGGGAGCACGUGGUCGGACACAGCGCAGUAGCGGCAGAUCAGUGCUACGCCGAGUUCUACGACAACUGGUACUUCCUCCUGUGUGCAUCCACCCUGGAGUUCUUUGUGCCACUGCUCCUGGUGAUCUACUUCAAUAUGCACAUCUUCCACAGCAUCCAGAGGCGCCAGCGGCAAGGCAGUGUGCAGGACUGUGAACCUCCAAGGAGCAGCAGCCUGUCCUGGAGAUUUUGCCCUUUGCCAAGAUUAGGGGCAUCUUCUUCCUCGGAAGCAGAGGACAGUGUUUCAUCACUAACGAGGUCGUGGAGACCAGCAGUGAUGGCUAACUGUCCAUCUAGAACAGAAACCAGUCCUACAGUUCUCAAAAGGAACUUUUUUGUUUCUUUCCAUUCAAGGACCGGGUCAAAACUGCAGCGGGACAAAAAAAUCGCGAAGUCACUUGCCAUAAUUGUCUGUGUGUUUGCUGUUUGCUGGGCCCCAUACUCUUUAUUAAUGAUUGUUCGUGGGGCCUGCCAAGGAAAGUGCAUCCAUAACUCCUUGUAUGAAGCAGCCUUUUGGCUUUUAUGGAUCAAUUCCUCUUUGAACCCCUUUCUCUACCCUCUCUGUCAUAUGAAGCUUCGAAUGGCUUUCAUAAAAAUAUUGUGUCCCAAAAAGUUUGCAACACUGAGAUCAGGUAACACACCUUCUCUUUAGAGAGUUAAAAUAAAUGUGUUAACAAUAAGGUUCCUGUGUUAUUUAGUGGUAUCUUUUUAUAUGUAUCUUCAG
Molecule: messenger RNA, 1145 nt
Organism: Corapipo altera (White-ruffed manakin)
Lineage: Eukaryota; Metazoa; Chordata; Aves; Passeriformes; Pipridae
Product: histamine H3 receptor-like
Exons: 2
Coding region: 90-1073 (327 amino acids)
Biological process (GO): adenylate cyclase-activating adrenergic receptor signaling pathway
Cellular component (GO): membrane
Molecular function (GO): histamine receptor activity
Source: RefSeq, a predicted model, not a curated record